Oncorhynchus nerka (sockeye salmon) is the source of this 2372-nucleotide messenger RNA. It is a transcript of the gene fbxl22, whose product is annotated as F-box and leucine-rich repeat protein 22. Gene Ontology annotation, cellular component: SCF ubiquitin ligase complex. NCBI's taxonomy places the organism in Eukaryota, Metazoa, Chordata, Actinopteri, Salmoniformes, Salmonidae. Gene Ontology annotation, molecular function: protein binding. The transcript has 2 exons. Bases 171 to 905 code for a protein of 244 amino acids. Gene Ontology annotation, biological process: SCF-dependent proteasomal ubiquitin-dependent protein catabolic process. The record is from RefSeq and is a predicted model, not a curated record.
GGCAUCAUAUAUCCAGGCAGGACAAUACAGUCAAUUUGCUGUUGCCUCAUUGUAGCCUGGAGGCAGCUGGUCAGUGGUAAGCUUUGGGGACCCGAGGAUCAGACGAGGCCUCUCUCUGUCCAUCGGAGCCUGGUCAGCCAGUCUUUCUGUGUCUGUCUCACCGUGCAACCAUGGACGCCAGCACCACCAAGCUCAUCCAGCCCGCUACGGACCUCACCAUCACCCAGUUGAACCAGGAGUGUCUCCUCCACCUCCUCUCCUACCUGGAUAAAGACAGUUGUAGGUCUUUCUCCCUGACCUGCCAUCGGCUCAGAGAGGUCUACCUGGACCCCAGACUGUGGUCACUGCUCUUGUUCCACUCCCCCUCUGAGCUGAGGAGAGAGAACUAUGUGUUAGGGUCGUCGCUGCGCUAUCUGGCUGUCACCUGGCACAGCUCCAGGGUCAAGGUCUGUAACAUAGAGGACUGGAUGAAGAAUCAGUUCCAGAGGGAUCUCUGUAGUAAACAUGAGAGUCUGGUCAGCAGCUUCCUAGCACGUGUCUGUACCAUGUGUCCUAACCUGCUGUCCCUGACCCUGUCUGGCUGCGGGCAUAUCUCAGACCAGGAAGUGAUCUGUGUUCUGCAGAGCUGCAGUCGCCUCCGCUCCCUCCAUCUGGAGAACUGUGUCCGGGUCACAGACCUGACCCUGCAGGCCCUGGUGCUCCAUGGGGCCGGCCUCCACCAGGUCACAGUGGACUUCUGCCGCAACGUUACCCAGGCAGGGCUGGAGAUGAUCCGAGAAAGACGGCCGGACAUUAGGCUGACCGCCGAGAGGAGCGCAGGGAUGAUACCUGAUAGUAAACCGGACAAGAGGACGCAGCUACCACUCAGACGGAGACUUAUGCAGAAGGGCCUAAUGUUCUCCUGAUGAGGCUGUGUCUCUAUGGGCCCUGGUUAAAAGGAGUGCACUACAGGGGGAAUAGGGGGAGCUAUUUAGGAAUAGAGUGCCAUUUGGGAGACAAACCUACUGCUGCAGAAGGUCCUGCGGUUGUCAUGAUGAGAGGCCAUGGUUGUGUCCCAAAUGGCACCUUAUUCCUUAUAUAGUGCACUGCUUUAGACCAGAACCCUAUAUGGACUGCAGACUACUGCUGAAUGUUCUUCCGUUAUCCUGAGGACCAGAACCCAAUAUGGACUGCAGACUACUGCUGAAGGUUCUUCCGUUAUCCUGAGGACCAGAACCCAAUAUGGACUGCUGAAGGUUCUUCAGUUCUCCUGAGGACCAGAACCCAAUAUGGACUGCAGAAGGUUCUUCAGUUCUCCUGAGGACCAGAACCCAAUAUGGACUGCUGAAGGUUCUUCAGUUCUCCUGGGGACCAGAACCCAAUAUGGACUGCUGAAGGUUCUUCAGUUCUCCUGAGGACCAGAACCCAAUAUGGACUGCAGAAGGUUCUUCAGUUCUCCUGAGGACCAGAACCCAAUAUGGACUGCUGAAGAUUCUUCAGUUCUCCUGGGGACCAGAAGCCAAAACGGACUGCUGAAGGUUCUUCAGUUCUCCUGAGGACCAGAACACCAUAGGGACUGCUGAAGGUUCUUCAGUUCUCCUGAGGACCAGAACCCAAUAUGGACUGCUGAAGGUUCUUCAGUUCUCCUGAGGACCAGAACCCCAUAGGGACUGCUGAAGGUUCUUCAGUUAUCCUGAUGACCAGAAGCCAAUACGGACUGCUGAAGGUUCUUCAGUUCUCCUGAGGACCAGAACCCCAUAGGGACUGCUGAAGGUUCUUCAGUUCUCCUGAGGACCAGAACCCAAUAUGGACUGCUGAAGGUUCUUCAGUUAUCCUAAUGACCAGAACCCAAUACGGACUGCUGAAGGUUCUUCUGUUAUCCUAAUGACCAGAACCCAAUGUGGACUGCAGAAGGUUCUUCAGUUCUCCUGAGGACCAGAACCCAAUACGGACUGCUGAAGGUUCUUCAGUUCUCCUGAGGACCAUAGACUUAACCACAGACCUCUGCUUCUCAAAUGGCACCCUAUUCCCUAUAUAGUGCACUACAGUUGACAAGGGCCCAUUGAGCUCUGGUAAAUAGUAAUGUAGGGAAUAUUUGGGACACAGUCCAUAGUUUCACCACUAGGAGGCAGUGUUGAAAUGCCUAAAGGUGAAUGGGAGGGUCACUGUUGACUUGUUUUGGACUUCAGUCUUAUUGAUCGGAGCAAAAACAGUUUCGGUUCUGAAUUAAAAGUGCCAAUUAUUAUAAUUAUUUUGACUUUAUACCGAUUUUUAUGUGAGGUGUUUUAUACUUUUUCGUGUGGUUGGGUUUUAUACUGAGAUUUGAUGACUUGUUUUAAUGUUUGUUUUAAUAAAACAAACUGUGGAUGACACAGUUGAGGUCCCUAACUGAA